AUCGCACACAAACAUUCAACUUUUUGGACAUAGGCUCUUGGUAUUCAUUAACAAUCCUAAAUCUAGAACAACUUCAGCAGUAUUUUGCUGUUACUAACAGCCUUCAGGACAAAAUGGACCUAAGAUUUUUUGGGUUAUGGGCUGUAGUUCAGAGCCUUUCUGCAGUUGUGAAGGAUGCCAGUGGUCAAGGCUGCCAACAUCUGAACAUCUUGAAUGGUUACUCUUUCUCUGACCAGAACCACCUACUGUACUAUGCCUGUGACCAGGGUUUUAUGCCAGUGGAGGGGAGUUGGUGGGCAACAAUUUCUUGUCAAAACGGAAACUGGUCUUCAAAGCCACAGUGUAUUGCGGAUACGUCAUGCUUUGAUCCACACAUUGUGAAUGGCAUCUAUGACAAAUUCACAUUUCAAGAAAACAACUUUAAACUGAGGGUAAAAUGCAAGUCUGGAUAUGAAGACAAGAACAAGCUCGCCAUAGCUCAUUGUUCAAGUGGAAACUGGCUGACAUUACCAGUCUGUGAAAAGGAUGAGGAAUCAUGUGGGCCACCUCCACAAAUCCCAAAUGCUGUUAUAAUUAACCAGGUUUAUGAGGAUAUAUUUCCUCAGGAAGCGAAAGUGCAGUAUGUAUGUCGGACUGGAUUCGAACUGGAGACGCGUUCUAAGAAUACGACCAUCUGCAGUUAUCAGCAAUGGGAUCCACUUCCCUCAUGCAGAAAAAAACAGAUAAACCAAGAUGGAGUGCCUCAGGUCACGUCAAUCCCCACUGGGUCAGAUGACAACGAUCAGCAUAUGUCCACUGCAGGGAACAAACCAACAGUCCACGAUGGGGCCAAAGAUGCUUCAGCCCCCACUGGGUCAGACGACAGCCAUCAGCAGAUGUUCACUCAUGUCGACAAAUGUGGCUCCCCUCCCACAGUAAACAAUGCAGACUUUGAGGUUGAUCCAGGUCAGAUGUUUGUGACAUAUCAAUGUAAUUACUGGUACAAACUAAACGGAAACAGUAUAGUGAGAUGUCUGAAUAACCAAUGGACUCCACCACCCACCUGUAAAGUUGACUUCUGUGAGCUGGACACUUGUAAAUAUCGUGAUCUGGUGAACACGGGCAAUAUUUAUAUUAAAGCUGGAACCGCAAUGAAAUUGUCUUGUUCUGGUACAAUACAUGGAAGACUGCACAGGCUGUGUGCAAUGAAAACAAGGAAUUGUAUUUGUCUGCAUGUUGUUGGAAGACAACCCAUAACGUGCGCCUCUGUGGUUACACACGAAUAUAUAACCAAGAAACCCAGACUCAAGAUCAGUAACAAUAAAAAGAUCAACUUAGAUGGUCAUCUCAUUUAUGUGACCAAAACAUGUCUGAACGACCAGCAUUGUCUUAGGACUGUAAACUUGCACCUGAAAAUGUGUGGACGUCAUCUUCUAGUGUCAGUUUUACUGUGGAUGGCUGCUGGAAUAUUACAAUGUUCAUUGGGUUAUGACGAAGACCUUCUCUUCAAAACAAUUGUCAGAUGUGGAGAGGCCCCCCAAAUAGAGAAUGGGCAUAUUGUGGAGCGCAGCCUUGUGUAUUUGAAGUAUCAGUGCAGUCCUGAGUAUAUUCUUCAUGGUAUCAACACAGUGCAUUGUUUUAACAACGAAUCAUGGUCUGAAGUGCCCCGCUGCAAAGCCGCUUCAGCCCCCACUGGGUCAGACGACAGCCAUCAGCAGAUGUUCACUCAUGUCGACAAAUGUGGCUCCCCUCCCACAGUAAACAAUGCAGACUUUGAGGUUGAUCCAGGUCAGAUGUUUGUGACAUAUCAAUGUAAUUACUGGUACAAACUAAACGGAACCAGUAUAAUGAGAUGUCUGAAUAACCAAUGGACUCCACCACCCACCUGUAAAGUUGACUUCUGUGAGCUGGAUACGUUUAAAUAUCGUGAUCUGGUGAACACGAGCAAUAUUUAUAUUAAAGCUGGAACCGCAAUGAAAUUGUCUUGUUCUGGUAAUACAUGGAAGACUGCACAGGCUGUGUGCAAUGAAAACAAGGAAUUGUAUUUGUCUGCAUGUUGUUGGAAGGCAACCCAUAACCUGCGCCUCUGUGGUUACACACGAAUAUAUAACCAAGAAACCCAGACUCAAGAUCAGUAACAAUAAAAAGAUCAACUUAGAUGGUCAUCUCAUUUAUGUGACCAAAACAUGUCUGAACGACCAGCAUUGUCUUCAUUAACGCUUUAAGACUGAAGUACAAGUGCUAAGCCUGUCCUUAGUACACACUGGCUCUUGUUUAGCUAAUUUUGAAGUUUUGUCCCUGUUCAAACUAAUGCUUUUUUUUUUUUUUUUUUCCCAAAUAGCACAAUAAAGCAUAAUAUUUCAACACAUUUCUUGCCUAUAUUGAUGUCAUGAGAUG
Messenger RNA from Boleophthalmus pectinirostris (great blue-spotted mudskipper), 2376 nucleotides. RefSeq names its product complement factor H-related protein 5-like. The transcript has 18 exons. NCBI's taxonomy places the organism in Eukaryota, Metazoa, Chordata, Actinopteri, Gobiiformes, Gobiidae. The record is from RefSeq and is a predicted model, not a curated record. Bases 114 to 2117 code for a protein of 667 amino acids.